Messenger RNA from Trichoderma breve, 357 nucleotides. RefSeq lists its product as uncharacterized. Bases 1 to 357 code for a protein of 118 amino acids. Lineage: Eukaryota; Fungi; Ascomycota; Sordariomycetes; Hypocreales; Hypocreaceae. The record is from RefSeq and is a predicted model, not a curated record. The transcript has a single exon.
AUGUUUCAAUCAAAAGGCAUCCGACUUGACUCCGAGCCCGAGAAGCUCCCCUUCCCUCUCUUCUACAACCCCAAACCCUCCACUUCAUGGCACGCAGAUGUCCUCCAGUCCAUCAAAAGCUGGCUCACUAUGUGCUGCGGCAACCGCGCCGCCUACAAGACGAGCGACGCGGCAGUUAGAAUACUGGAAGAAGGGAAGAGCCGGGUCGAGGAAGACUGUGAGCCACUGAUUGAAGGUGGGACGGGUGCUGCGGAGAAGAGGGAGGCGUUGAGGGUAACGUUCCCAAGGCAUGCGGCUGCCUCGUUUUUGAAGACGGGGACGUCGAGAGGGAUGAUGGAGGCGAAUUGGGUGUUGUGA